AUGGACCUUACAAACCAGUCUUUUGUUAGAGAAUUCAUCAUUGUGGGUUUUCCCAAUAAUAAUGGUCUCCAGCUUUUGUUGUUUCCCUUUCUCUUUUUAAUUUACCUCUUUAUAAUUUGUGGUAACAUUACAAUAAUUGCCCUUAUCUUUUCACAUUCAUCUCUACAAGUUCCUCUCUAUUUUUUUGUUGCCGUACUUUCUUUUUUGGAAAUCUGGUACACAACGGUCACCAUUCCAAAAAUGCUUGCCAGUUUAUUGGACCAGAAGAGUAUUUCAUACAAAAGUUGCCUAGUACAGGUAUAUUUCCUACAUUGCCUAGGUAUCACUGAGACUUACCUGCUUACGGCUAUGGCCUAUGACCGUUACCUCGCCAUAUGCAACCCUCUAAGAUAUUCAUCUAUAAUGACUAGCAGAUGUUGUCUACAACUGUCUGCUUGUUGCUGGGUUAUAGGGCUGGUUGGCCCUGUAACACAGCUGACCCUUCUUUCCAGAUUACACUUUUGUAAUUCCAACAAAAUCGAACACAUAUUCUGCGACUUUAAUCCAUUGAUAAGCCUGGCAUGUUCUGACACAACUCUCAACGUCACAGUGGAUUUCUACAUCAAUGCAUUCCUUCUUUUUCUUGCCUUCGCCUGUAUUAUCUUGUCAUACGUGAAGAUCAUUUCUGCUGUGUUAAAGAUAAGCACAACAAAUGGACGGAAAAGGACAUUUUCCACUUGUAGUGCCCACCUCAUUGUUGUUAGUCUGUUUUUUGGUAGUGUGACAUUCACCUAUAUCAGACUAACAAAAAAUUACCCUUUAAACUAUAACUAUAGUAUGGCUGUUAUUUACUCAGUUUUAACCCCCAUGUGUAAUCCAGUUGUUUAUAGCCUGAGAAAUAGAGAAAUAAGGGAACUGUUGAAGAAAAAAAUAAAAACAUUUUGGGAAACAUCCUAA
Messenger RNA from Xenopus laevis (African clawed frog), 936 nucleotides. Its product is annotated as olfactory receptor 6N2. The record is from RefSeq and is a predicted model, not a curated record. The transcript has a single exon. The coding region runs from base 1 to 936 and encodes 311 amino acids. NCBI's taxonomy places the organism in Eukaryota, Metazoa, Chordata, Amphibia, Anura, Pipidae.